This is a messenger RNA of Zychaea mexicana, 1011 nucleotides long. RefSeq names its product Gcd10p family-domain-containing protein. The record is from RefSeq and is a predicted model, not a curated record. The coding region runs from base 1 to 1011 and encodes 336 amino acids. Gene Ontology annotation, biological process: tRNA methylation. Gene Ontology annotation, cellular component: nucleus; tRNA (m1A) methyltransferase complex. NCBI's taxonomy places the organism in Eukaryota, Fungi, Mucoromycota, Mucoromycetes, Mucorales, Lichtheimiaceae. The transcript has 6 exons.
AUGGCAACACCGGCACACCCUCAAACAACAACAGCAGCCAAUUUCAUCAAAACAGUGGUUCCCGCCACUACAACAGAAGACGACAUUGAUGAAGAGUUUCCUCAUGUUCACGAAAACCAAUACGUCUUGAUCCACAUGCCUAGUGGCAAUGUCAAAAUGGUGAAUUUAAAGCCCAACACUCAAGUGUCACUGGGCAAGUUUGGUACGUUCAAUUCAGACAAGUUGAUUGACAAGCCAUUUGGUCUGUCGUACGAGAUCUAUGAUCAAAAGGGCAAUAUUCAACCCGUCCGUAACUGGGCGCUUGCUACUGUUGGUAUGGAAACCAAUGCCAAUAACCAGAACAUUGUCGACAAUGCUUCGGUCCAAAAGUUGUCGUAUCAAGAAGUCGAGAAAUUGAAGCAGGAAGGAUUAAAGGGCAACAUGGCUCAUGAUGAAAUCAUCAAAAAAAUCAUUGAAUCGCACACUGAAUUUGACAAAAAGACCGAAUUCUCAAAAGCAAAGUACAUCCAGCGAAAGCGGAAAAAGUUCAUGAAGGUGUUUACGCCUGUUCGUCCCACAUUGUACUCGAUUGCCCAAUUCUUUUUCAACAAGAAUCCUGAUAAAAUCAAAAACAUCCGUGUCGAUACGCUUUCACAAAUUCUCAGCUUGGCCAACGUCCAUGCAAACAGCAAAAUGUUGGUUGUGGAUGAUACACAAGGGCUCAUUAUCUCUGCUGUUGCUGAACGUAUGGGUGGCUAUGGCAAGAUUUUCGGUAUCCAUGAUGGUGACAACCAAAAUUAUGAUGUGAUGCGCUACAUGAAUUUUUCCAAGCGUAUUCUCGAAUCCGUACACACCAUCCCACUGGCUAGAAUUGAUCCAAAUGAUCCUGAAGAGGAAUUCGUACCAAGAACAGAAGAAGAGGUGGCAGCAAUGUCAGAAGAUGUGCUCAAAGGUUAUGAAAGACGUCAGCGUGUAUCGACUGCAAGGGCAGAAACGCGAAAGAUGUUUUUCGAUGGUUGUUUCGAUGGGUAA